AUGAAGAUUGUCGAGUAUGAGUUCGAGGUGGACGCACCAUGGGAGCUUGCUCUGUUGGCCUACGACCGCAAAUCCUGGGCGGUUCCCUCGCCCGAAUACAAGGAAAUCCUCCGUUGUGACUUUGAUGAAUGGGAAGUCGACCUCGACCUCGAGCUCACCAAAUUCCGGCGAAGCGUGCAAGUAAGCAUGCCCUUGCCCCAAUGGAUCAUGCGCUUCUUAUCCGAUGACACGGACUUUUGGUAUGAAUUCCGUACCAUCAUGGAUCGCAAAAACCGUCGCCUCGACGUUAAAGGUCACAAUGCCUCGUUGCAAAGCCUUCUUUCGACCACCGAGCACAUGGUCAUGAAGGAGCAUCCAGAAAAUCCCAAUAAAUGCGUUCUGACUUAUCACACCACCUGGGACAUCCACUCUAAAUCAUGGGUAGUUCCCAAAUUUGAGACCUUUAUCAGCCGACUCUACUACAAGGCUUUGAAGCGGGGACGGCAAUUGGACAAACGCUACAUUGAUCAAUAUCGAAAAACCUACGAGGAGCAGGAAAUUCCACUCACUCGCUCUGAACGCAAUGGUGCGCUUGUCCAUGCUCAUGCGCCCCACUCUUCCAUUCCAAACCCACUCCGCCUGAACGAUGUCGCUUUUUGA
Messenger RNA from Monosiga brevicollis MX1, 639 nucleotides. RefSeq lists its product as uncharacterized. The transcript has 5 exons. The coding region runs from base 1 to 639 and encodes 212 amino acids. Gene Ontology annotation, cellular component: mitochondrial intermembrane space. Gene Ontology annotation, molecular function: phosphatidic acid transfer activity. Gene Ontology annotation, biological process: phospholipid transport. NCBI's taxonomy places the organism in Eukaryota, Choanoflagellata, Craspedida, Salpingoecidae. The record is from RefSeq and is a predicted model, not a curated record.